ACGAUAGAACGUAACUUCUACGUAGACGACUGCUUGAAGUCUGUGCCAGACGUAGAUUCAGCUGUGAAGCUAACCGAGUCGCUCCGCUCAGCAUGCCGGAAGGGGGGUUUUCACCUCACGAAGUUCGUUUCGAAUGACAAGUCAGUCAUGGAACACAUCCCAGAAGAAGACAGAGCAGUAGAAGCAGCCAGUAAAAGCUUACUGGAGACGGACUCAGCCGAAAAACGUGUUCUAGGUAUCCUCUGGAAUGUCUCAUCAGACACGAUCGGAGUUCAAGUUCAGGACAUGAGAAAACCUGCAACAAGAAGAGGCAUCUUAUCGGCAACCAGCUCGCUCUUUGACCCUCUGGGGUUCGUAGCACCCGUUCUGAUGGCUCCGAAGAUCCUGUUACAGCAGCUCUGUCAGCUGGACCUGGGAUGGGACGACCCCAUUCCUCAGCACCUGGAACAGAAGUGGAUAGAGUGGACGCAGGCUCUUCAUCACCUUCAGGACUUCAAGAUAAGACGGUGUUACAAGCCCCCAGGCUUCAAGGCCAUCACUUCCUGCCAGGCUCACUAUUUUGCCGAUGCAAGUGAGACAGGAUACGGCGCAGUAGCCUACUUGCGGAUGACAGAUAUCGAAGGGAAGACCCACUGCUCAUUCUUGGCUGGAAAGGCAAGAGUAACACCCUUGAAGACUGUCACGAUUCCACGCCUCGAGCUGACAGCUGCCACGGUAGCAGUACGUCUAGACGCACAGCUCAAGAGGGAGCUAGAAGUAGCUGUAGACAGCACUACAUUCUGGACGGACAGCUCUACCGUUCUCCGUUACAUCAAGAACAGAACUAGCCGUUUUCAUACAUACGUGGCCAACAGAGUCCAGGUCAUACAGCAGCACUCAGACCCAGGUCAGUGGCGAUUCGUCGAUGGCAAGUCGAAUCCGGCUGAUGAAGCCUCCCGUGGGGUUUCUGUGGAGAAGUUUCUCCAUCGUUCGAGAUGGACAUCAGCACCGGAGUUCCUGUGGAAAAAAGAAGAGCACUGGCCUGUGGAUCUGAACUUACCUGUCCAACUGGACCAGAAUGACGCAGAAGUGAAGCGACCUGCGAUAGUUUCGGUCACAAGCACCUCAGAGAAGAACCCCACAGACAGACUUCUACUGCAGUACUCAUCAUGGUACCGACUGAAGCGAGCGGUGGCGUUCUUCCUGCGGCUGAGACGCCUCCUAAAGGCCAAGGCAGAGCGGGCGCUCUCGGCUCUGCAGACGAGGACAGCAGCACACGACGGGAGCAGAUCGAGUGCCUCGAGUACAUCGGCCAACGAAAAGAAGCCGAACAAGAAGGGGACAGCUGCUCGUGCUGAUCAGCCGACCACACCAGCUCUCCUGUCUGUGGAAGAAAUUGACGACGCAGAGACGGCCGUGAUCAGCUAUGUUCAAUCACAAAGCUACAAAGAAGAAAUAAGCAGACUGAGAGGGAUGCAAAAUGUCAAGUGCUCCAGCCCGAUAAGCCGCCUCGAUCCCGUUCUAGACCAGAACGUGUUACGAGUCGGAGGGCGUCUCGGUCGGUCUACACAAGCAUUUGAAAGCAAGCAUCCGGCUAUUAUGCCGGCCAAGUCACACGUAACGGAUCUCGACCUUCUGACGCCCAACCAUCUUCUUCUCCUUCGAGCCGGUCCUCGCCUACCGCCUGGUGCGUUUAGCGACAGCGACAACUACACCAGAAGAAGAUGGCGGCAGGUUCAGCACCUGGCAACAGAGUUCUGGAGAAGAUGGAGCCAAGAAUAUCUGCAGACUCUGCAGCACAGGCAGAAGUGGACGAAGGAAGAAAGAAACCUACAAGUCGGAGACGUUGGUUAUCAUCGCAGACAAGAACGCUCCUAGGAGCACAUGGAGCAUCGGGCGCGUGACACGCGUCUUUCCAGAUGCGGGCGGAGCCGUUCGUGCGGCGGACGUGCAGACGAAAAGCACAGUGCUGAAGCGUCCGGUGACUAAGCUGGUUCUCCUCGCGGAAGCAGGAGAAUAACAACCGUCGAAGCGAACACUAAGUGACGCUCGGGCUAACGUGCGCCGACGGGGGCGGGGGUGUAGAUGCCGUUUCUAUGUCGGCGGCGUCAUUCGUGACGGGCACGAGCUACACCAAAUAAAAUUUUGCUGAAGUAGAAAAGUAGGACAGAAAUAAUUUUAAACAAGUAAAAUAGGUUUAGAACAAAGGUUUUGAAAAUAAGUAUCGAAACCGCAAGGCAAGGAAGGAAGAAGUUAAGUGAUAUUUAAGUUUAAUUGGUGUAGAAUAAGAUAAGCCUUUCAUGUAGCCGCGGACCAAAAAUCGCUUUUGACGGUGGUUGUGGUUGAGAAUAUGUGCGUGAAAGAAGAAGAACCUGUGAGAAAGACGGUGAUAAGAACCGGUGUGAAGUGUGCUAUUUUGUGCCUGAGUUUAUAUUUUAUUUUAAUACCGAAAUAUUACGACAUCCCGAUCAACUUUAGUUUGAAAUAAAUCAGAGUAAAAUCACUCAGCUCAAGCCACCCGUAAAGCACUAUCCAGCGCCUACAAGUACCUUGGGAGAAAUGCCUCGCCCCGGUGCAUUGAUAAGUUGGACUGGACAUUUGUUCUCAAUCUGCAACCUACCGGGAUUUAUUCACCUAGUAAUCAGGACGUCACAUCUCAUUAUUAGAACUGGCGGGACAUCAACAUUCGAAUGUUGUUGUCAACAUUGUCCCGAUAUAUAGGGAAUUACGAGUUGUGAACUGAUCCCUAUAAAAGAAUCGAUUCACUUCAUAACUCCCAAAUCCCUUCAUAACAUUCUCAGCUUAAUUUGACGCAUUACUGUACUGUAUUAUUCGGGGACUUAAGCGUGCAUUUGUGCGCAGUGGUGAUCUUCUAGAGACUGUACCGACUGGAAUUUAGCGACCACUGUCCGUUUUAGAGACCGUACGGUCGGCGGCGGGCGUCCCCUCCCGAUCCUCGCCUGGGGCGGAGGCCGGAGACGCCGGGGAGGGGAGCGCGCGUCGCGCGCGCCCCCCUCCGCCGCAUUCCAUCCGUCCCAUUCACUGCCCGCUCGCGAUGUGCGGACGGCCGACGGGGGUGUCGAGUGUGUGCCGUGCGGUGUUGGUGUCGUCUGCCGUCUCCUCUUCCGACCUGAAGCAUUCGAGAAUCUCGGCUCACCAAUAAUAUGCGAUGCAAGGCUCGACGGGCGACAUCCUCGCUCAAGAUCAAGAUGUGUACGAGUAUAGCUGGAUGCAGACGGAACGGCGGCCUUGACAAUGGUGACAUGACGUGACGUCAACGGUGUGAUGAUGUGAUGUGACUGUGACGUGUGGAUGACUCGAAAAGUAAAGGGCUGUUGAUAUGUGUUCUCAGCUAAACAUUUUUUAUGAAUAC
Amphibalanus amphitrite is the source of this 3352-nucleotide messenger RNA. RefSeq lists its product as uncharacterized. Bases 148 to 1857 code for a protein of 569 amino acids. The transcript is spliced from 2 exons. Lineage: Eukaryota; Metazoa; Arthropoda; Thecostraca; Balanomorpha; Balanidae. The record is from RefSeq and is a predicted model, not a curated record.